This is a messenger RNA of Dreissena polymorpha, 4003 nucleotides long. Its product is annotated as probable E3 ubiquitin-protein ligase MID2. The transcript has 3 exons. The record is from RefSeq and is a predicted model, not a curated record. Gene Ontology annotation, molecular function: zinc ion binding. NCBI's taxonomy places the organism in Eukaryota, Metazoa, Mollusca, Bivalvia, Myida, Dreissenidae. Bases 264 to 1961 code for a protein of 565 amino acids.
CGUAAGCUGUGUUAUGUUCGACUACACACCAUUCGAAUUACAAUACAUAACUACGCGGACUUAUGGUCAACCUAUACGUAUUCAAAUUUAAACUGGAUUAUAUAUAAUGUUAUUUGUUCAAUUAAAUUAUCUUUAAUAUAUUUCAUUUGUCAACAUACUAGUAACGUUCAGAUUUGAAAAGUGUCACUUUGUGUAUAAUAAACUAUAAAUAAUGUUACACUUUACGAUAUAGGAAAUCGAAAGUACGACUGAACACAAUUCAAAUGGCUGAAUCAUCUACGCUUUUGAUAAACAAGGGAUCUGAUUUAGAACAUAACACGUGUUGUUACGUGUGUGAAGAAAACGGUUCUCGAACAGACGCUGAGUACUUCUGUGAACAAUGUACCAAAUAUUAUUGUGAAACAUGCAACGGUCAACACAGCCAAACAUUCAAGAUGCAUAUGACCGUGAGAAGUGACGUGAGAACAAGCUGGGGCGGAAAAUCACAAUCCAUCAUAAAGCCGAUAUUUCAGUGUAUGGAUCAUUUCAAUGAAAAGAUAGAAUUGUUUUGCAAGGACCACGACCAACUUUUAUGUCUGGUUUGCGAUUUAAAUCAUCACAGAAAAUGCCGCGUGACUCGUAUAGCCGAUAAAAUAAAAGACGGAGAGGUGAUAUCAGAUUGUCAGCAAAUGAUUUGCAACAUUAAAACACACCAAGAACAAUUGCAAAAGCGGAAAGAAGAACGACUAAAAGAUAUACAGCAUUUACGUGCUUCGGGUGAAGAACAGCAUAAAAGCAUUGAACUUUUUCGGAAAGAAAUAAAUGAAUCGAUAGAUUUACUUGAAAAACGUGCUCAAAUUGAGUUGCUUGAACAGUUGGCAAGUUUACAAACUGAAUUUGAAACAGAUAUUAAGCAGUGUUCUUCAAUUAGCGAAAAUCUUCAAAGUCUUUCGGAUAUUAUUCAAAACCUCGGUGAAAGCGCUGCCGAAUCAUAUAUUGCGCAUAGAAAAUAUAUAGAACUGACACGAAAAGCUAUAUCAUUAAACGGUAGAAAUACUAGACAAGGCAGUGUUCAAUUUGAACCACACACAGUUAUCAAUCACUACGUGUCAUCCAUGUUACAGUUAGGAUAUGUAACUUCUGAAAAAGUGACAAAUUCAAACGAAUGUCUAAAAGUGCAAUGGGGAUUCACAUACCACGAAGUACGUUUAGACGUUGAAAAGCAAUCGUGUUGCAUGACAGGAAUAUGUGAGUUACCUUCUGGCGUGUUUGUUAUUUUAGACUCUGCAAACAAAACCGUGAAGCUGCUUGAUGCACACUAUAAAGUGGUUACUCAUCUUUUACUGUCAUCAUCCCCAGAAUCAGUGUGUAAAGUAGAUGCUCGUGAGGUUGCGGUUUCGAUAAAAACUAAAAAUGUUUACAAGCUAUAUUUUUUACGUGUAGAUGAAAACAAGCUUAUAAAGACAAAAUCAUUUUAUUUUAAUCAUUCGUGUAUAUCAAUAACUUACUGUUUGGCGAGCGUGUAUGUGACCACCGGUGAAGAAUUGUAUAUGUACGCUUUAGAUGGUCGUCAGAUUAAGAAAAUAUACGAGGAUACAUCCAGCCGCUCUACUUCCGUUCAUGCAGUUGGCAGUUGUGCAGCCAGCACCGACGGUAACAAGAUCUACGUUUUCAACGAGGUAUCAGAGUCCCUCCUCACUCUUUCGCUAAAUGGCGACAUUCUGGCUGUACUAAAAUACGAAACUUUAAAACUUUACUCUCAAUGUAAAAGUCCAAGGGUUUCUGUUGCAUUAACAGGCCAUGUAUUUAUAUGUUGCGCUAACCAACAGGACAUUGUCCAAGUCAACACAGACGGGACACUGAUAUUGGCAAGACUUAAGGAUUAUGCAGUGGAAUCGCCUUCAUGUGUUUGUUACAGCGAACGGGCGUCAGCAGUCCUUGUGGGAACAACAAAUGCAAUGGUUGUUAUAGACAAGCAGUAAAUGUAAACGUGCAGCACUUUGGUAAACGUAUUAUUUGUGUCGUGUAAUGCACGUGCACUAUUAAUAUCUUGCCGAAGUAUGAUUUGUAAGCGCUCGAAAACGACCGUACUGUUAUUUGACCGUUUCAAGGAGAUGACAAUCGAUUAUUUUCCUUUACUUAGCAACCAUGCUUUAAUUGCGUGUAUAUGCAUGUCUCUUGUACUAGUGUUGAUAGUGCCGCUUAUGAUGUUUAUUGUGUGAAUUACAUACAGUAUGUAUGUACACAACCGACAACAAACACAGAAAGAUUUUAUAGUGAGAGUCGAUGAUAAUCGUGAAUAGGUGCACCAGUGAUGACCAGCCAUUUAAUAAGAGACACUGCCCUAUGAUGUAUUAUAUAAUGUACCUUUUCAGGGCUUUAUCUCAGAUAUGAUACAAGAUUUCAACAUGAAACUUUAUUAGUGUAUAAAUUAAUGAGUACAAGUGCAAUGUAAAAUAGCCAUAGCCCUACCCAUAUUUAAAUAAGAGUUAUUGACCCGUGUUGUUCGUGUAGGGUGUAACUAUUCAAGGCUAUAUCUCACUAUAAAGUAUUCCAACAUGAAACUUCAUGGGUUAAAAGAUAUCAAUAAGAAGUGUCAUGCAAAAAAACCCAUAAAACUUCACUUUCUUGGAAAAGAGUGAUUGCUUUUUGUUUCCCUUAGGUCUGCACACAACUAUAAACAAAAUGUAUUUUGCGGUGGACAUUAAUUUAACGAAUUUGCUUGUCAUUCUUAUUACUACUUCUACUUCCAUAAGAAAGACGCCGUGGCGUAGUGAAAAUGAUUUCCGCUCACCGACCGGAUGGUUACAGAUUCGAUCUUUAGAUCUCCCUAAUAAACACCAAGUACUGGUUCUACAUAGAAAACGAACUUGAGAGCAUUUCAAAAUAUGUUAUGAAUUCGGUCAAAUCGAACUUAAAUAAAUAGGUUUAAACUAAAACUAAACUAUAACUAUAUUUCUGUUACUUCUACUUCUUCUACGUUCUGUGAACGUACUUCAUCGAUUAUCGUAGUCAUUGAAAAAUUUAACAUAUGUACACAGGAACCGUUCAUAACAAUCUAAAAGACGAGAAACUUACAAAAACAAAGCCGAUUUUUUUUUAAUAAUUAAGUAAGAAGUAUGUUAAAACUUAAAUAAGUAAAUAAAUAAAUGUAAUUUGUGUGUUAUUUGAUGUUCAUUUUUUCAUUUUGUUUAAGUAUGCAAUAGAGUUUUAACAAAUAAUUGGCUUUGACAUGUCUAUUAAAAUGAUACAUGUAUGGAAUGGUUUGUGAUUGGGUUUUAUUUAAUAUCGCAUUGUUUGGGUUUAUGAUACGAUAUUUUUAAUUUAUUAAAGUUGUAAAACCUUAGCGAAACGUGGUUUGACAGUCAUUUAACAAAGUAUCCAAUUUUAAUAUCUUAAUCACUACACAUUACUUAUAACACCUAAAUAAUUAUUAUCUAUAAAUAAGAGCUAUGCAGUGGGCACACUCUUAUAAUCCAUUUGCAUAAAAAAGGUACAGAAAAUGAAGGAGAUAACUAUAUAAGGAUUACUCUAGUAAGAUGCUUCUAAAAAAUAUUUACUACCACGAUUGUUUAUCAGGGCAUUGACGAAUUGUUCAGUGAAACCACUUUUAUUUCGUAUGCGGAUUUCGGAUUGAAGAAAGGAUAUUCAAUUGUUGAUGUUAUUUAUAAAUUUAUGUCAAUUGUACAAAAUGAUUUAAAUAAAAAAAGUUUUUAUAUUAUUUACGUUGAUAUACUUAAAUGUGUUGAAAGUAUAUCACUCAAAGCAAUAUGAUUGAAAAUGUUUAGGUCUGAUAUAAAAAGUAACUUGCUAAGAAUAGUGAAGGAUGUGUAUUCGAAUGUUAAUUCAAGUGUUAAAUUAUGUUUCUAUUACUCAGACUAUUUAAGUUUAAGUUUAUCGGCUGCACUGAGGCAAAGGGAGGUAGUGCCGCCGAAUCUGAUUCUUUAUUUGUAGAAGACCUUAAAGGCUUGAACGUUACCUGCAAGAUAAAAUUCACUCUGGUUCAAAUAAAGAUGACAUUUUG